CCGUCUUGAAAACCGGAAGUAAUCAUCUUAUUGUUGCUAGCUUCACGGAACUGAUUCUCUCACUGGCUCUGUAACUAUUGAGCGUGUUCUAAGUCUCAAGUUCAUACAGUGCUGAUGCAGACUGCAGUCAUGAAGAGUUCCAAGGAAGCCAUCCAGAUCGCCGCCAAAGAGUUUCUUCAGUUCGUCAACCGGGGAGUGUCUCCUUACCACGUGGUGGAGGAGUGCAAGUCCAGACUGCAGAGUGCAGGAUUCAAAGAGCUGAAGGAGGCUGAUCACUGGGACAUCAAACCUUCCUGCAAGUACUUUGUGACAAGGAACUACUCUACCAUCAUCGCCUUCGCUGUGGGUGGGCAGUACCAGGCUGGCAAUGGAUUCAGUGUGAUCGGCGCGCACACUGACAGCCCCUGCCUCAGGGUGAAGCCCAGGUCGAAGAAGACUCAUCAAGGCUGCCUGCAGGUUGGGGUGGAGUGCUAUGGAGGAGGCAUCUGGAACACCUGGUUUGAUCGGGACCUCACUAUUGCUGGGAGGGCUAUUGUUAAGAGUGCUGAAAAGCUGGUACACCGCCUGGUUCAUGUCCAGCGCCCCAUCCUCAGGAUCCCCAACCUCGCCAUCCAUCUGCAGAGGGACGUUAACGACAGCUUCGGCCCCAACAAAGAGAACCACCUUGUUCCCAUUCUGGCCACCGCUGUCCAGGAAGAGCUGGAGACAGGAUCCUGUUCCUCCGGGGAUGCCUGCAAUGCCCUCAAAACAUCGGAGAAGCAUCAGCCGGCCCUCCUGAACCUGAUCUGCAGUGAGCUGGGAGUGGAGGUAGACUCCAUUCUGGAUUUUGAACUUUGUCUUGUUGAUACACAGCCUGCAGCACUAGGGGGUGCUUUUGAAGAGUUCAUCUUCUCCCCAAGGCUGGACAACCUCCACAGCUGCUACUGUGCUUUGCAGGGUUUGAUUGACUCCAGCAGCACAGGGGACUCCCUGGUCAAAGACCCCCACAUCCGAGUGGUAACCCUCUACGAUAACGAGGAGGUGGGUUCGGAGAGUGCCCAGGGUGCCAUGUCCUCCCUGACGGAGCUGAUCCUGCGGCGCCUGUCCUCCAGCCCCAACAACCUGACCGCCUUCGAGGAGUCUGUGUCUCGUUCCUACAUGAUCAGUGCUGACAUGGCUCACGCUGUGCACCCCAAUUACCAAGAGAAGCACGACGAAAAUCACAGACCUGCUUUUCACAAGGGUCCAGUGAUUAAGUUUAACAGCAACCAGCGCUACGCUACCACAGCAGUGACGGCUUCUGUCCUGAGAGAAAUUGCAAGCAGAGUCGACGUCCCACUACAGGAUGUGAUGGUGAGGAACGACAGCCCCUGUGGGACAACGAUCGGCCCCAUUCUCUCCUCCAAGCUGGGAAUGCGAGUCGUGGACCUGGGCAGCCCGCAGCUCUCCAUGCACUCCAUCCGGGAGAUGUGCUGCACCUCUGGGGUGCUCCAGACGACCUCUCUCUUCAAGGGGUUCUUUGAACACUAUCCUGCAGUGAGCAGCUGUAUGACUGUGGAUUAGACGGGACCUCCUGGAACUGCAAGGACCCUGCCGGCCCCACUCCUCCCACAGCAUUCAUGCUCCUGGAAAUUCUGAUUGCUAAUACUGGGAGACCUGUUUGUUUGUUUGUUUGUUUGUUUGUUUGUUUAAGUUGUAGUGUAGUCAUGGUUAUGGUAUUGCUGUUCAAAUAAUGCCCUCGACCUCCAGCCUCUGGAUUUCCAGUAUUGCCUUGUAACACAGCAAUACCAGUAUCCUUUGAAUAACAGAUCUUUAGCCAGUAUCCCAGUACAAAUGAUUUUGUAUCUAACUAAGCGUUUGCAUCUUUCUGAACACCUUUUAUUUGUUUAUUUUAUUAUUUGUCACAAGAGCUUGCUGCUCUCAUUGAAGAAAGUGGUAGGUUUCAGCCCACCUUGAUUUGCAGGCCCUGCUUUGUUCUGAGAUUGUAGACCAUCUCCUUUAAGAUUGUAGAUUAGUGUGUAAUCCCUUUGGGAGUGCAGCAGCCAUGUUCUGCUCCUUUGGAAAUGCUGCUGUAGGCUGAUGAAUACGUGGAGGGAUUGGGCUCUUCUAGUGGGGUUGGGCACAGUUAAACUAAUAGCAGGUCAAAUUGAAUUCUUUCAGCAUCUGACUUCAGAUUUUACAACCCAAAGGUAAUGUUGGCUUUAUUUAAGAAGGCAACAAGAACAACGCAGACUUACAAAAUAGUGUGUGAGAGAAACCAACUAGGGAGACAGUCGCAAUUAAUGGCAUUAAAACCUGUUUUAAUAUAUUUGUGAUUAUCAUGCACAUUUUUACUGAUUUGAUAAAUGUAGAUUUUAUUGUCGUCCAACCUUACCUCUUGGGUUGUAAAAUAUGAAGUCAUUCUGUCCUUUUUUCUGUUAAACUGAUAAAAGUGAGGAUAUUGGGGUCUAUUCAAUUGGUCCAAACAGCAGUGAAUCUAAAUACUGCUGUCAUUUAAAUCAAUAAAGUAUGUGAUUCCGAUAUGACUUUUCUUUCUUCAUAUUUUACAGAUGGGCUUAAACUAAGAGAAUAGCAUAAAUAUCUUGGAAAUUGUUCUUAUGAAUUUGAUUAAACUUUUGAAUGGACAUUUGUUAUACAAUUCCCUACAUGCUGUGGGGGUUUUCACUUUGCUACAGAAUUGUUAGAAUCGAUAUAAAACAAUAGAUACUAAAAUUGUUGUUUGCUUAAAAUAGCCUAACCCAGGUGUGGGUGUGUUUUGAAGUAUUGCAUGUUUAAUUCAAGCACCUGCUAAAGGUCAGUCAUUAGGAGGCUGUGUGGUCCAGUGGUUAAAGAAAAGGCCUUGUAACCAGGAGGUCCCUGGUUCAAAUCCUACCUCAGCCACUGACUCAUUGUGUGACCCUGAGCAAGUCAUUUAACCUCCGUCUUCCGGGUGAGACAUAAUUGUAAGUGACUCCUGCAGCUGAUGCAUAGUUCACACACCCUAGUCUCUGUAAGUCGCCUUGGAUAAAGGCGUCUGCUAAAUAAACAAAUAAUGAUAAAAUAAUAAUUAACAUGUCAUUUUAAAUUAACAUUUAAAGUACUGUUUUUAGUUUA
Molecule: messenger RNA, 3072 nt
Organism: Acipenser ruthenus (sterlet)
Lineage: Eukaryota; Metazoa; Chordata; Actinopteri; Acipenseriformes; Acipenseridae
Gene: dnpep
Product: aspartyl aminopeptidase
Exons: 15
Coding region: 115-1542 (475 amino acids)
Biological process (GO): proteolysis
Molecular function (GO): zinc ion binding; aminopeptidase activity
Source: RefSeq, a predicted model, not a curated record